GCCACUGCACACGUGCAGAUAGCAGCUGCUACGUGCGUAGUGUGAUUGGGUGUGGUGGAGCUGCCGCAGCCCUAACGCGGAGCGGAUCAAUGUCCGACUACGGCGGACCGGCCUCGCCGCGGACGGGGAAGCACCCCUACUACCGCGGCAUCCGGAGCCGCAGCGGCAAGUGGGUGUCGGAGAUCCGGGAGCCGAGGAAGACGCGCCGCAUCUGGCUCGGCACCUUCCCGACGGCCGAGAUGGCCGCCGUGGCCUACGACGUGGCCGCGCGCGCGCUGCGCGGGCCCGACACGGCGCUCAACUUCCCGGACCUGGCCGCGUCGCGCCCCGCGCCCGUGUCCACCUCCGCGGACGACAUCCGCGCCGCCGCCGCGGAGGCCGCCGCGGCGCUGCAGGAGCCCGAUCGCCGGCCGGCCCGCGGCAUUGCUCCCGCGGCGGCCAGUGGAGAAGCGCAGCAGCAGCAGCCGGCCGGCGGGAGCGGCGCCGCGGCGGCGCAGCAGGAAGGCGGCGGGAGCGGCGCGGGGAGCCAGUACUUCCUGGACGACGAGGCGCUCUUCGAGACGCCGCAGUACCUGCGCAACAUGGCCGCCGGGAUGAUGAUGAGCCCCCCGAGGCUCGGCCGCAACUCCGAUGACGACUCGCCGGACCCGUCGGAGGCCGGGGACAGCCUCUGGAGCUACCGUGAUCCUUAGAUUGAUGCCGGUAAUGGCGAAAUUGGCGCUGACAUGUGGUGACGGAACUAAUAGGCUCUACUACUACUCCUGCUGCUGCUGCCUGCAGCUGCUACUCCUAUUCAACCUGGAAGCUGGGAAGAAUUGAAUGAUGUGGAGAGGUAAGGAGCAAGGUACAUACUGGUGCCCGGCGUGGAGCCUCGUUUUUUUCCCCUUCUCCUAUCCAGUCCAGCCGCCAUGUGUACAGUGGGAUAGCUUCAGUCCUCCGCCGGAAGCCCGGCAGAUGCAGUGUGUCCUCCCCUUCUCUCCUUUUACCCCUCGAUGUGUGUGUUUCUGCUGUGGAGGCCAGAAGGGAAGCUCUUCUUUUUCCACUAAAUCCCACUUGGCUCUCUACCUAGCUAGCACCUCUCUAUUUGGCCGUUGCAGUACAUACGAAACUGCAGAGGUAUAUAUAUAUAUAUAUGUAUAAGUACUGCUGUGUUGUA
Messenger RNA from Panicum hallii, 1156 nucleotides. Its product is annotated as ethylene-responsive transcription factor ERF025-like. The record is from RefSeq and is a predicted model, not a curated record. The transcript has a single exon. Bases 90 to 692 code for a protein of 200 amino acids. NCBI's taxonomy places the organism in Eukaryota, Viridiplantae, Streptophyta, Magnoliopsida, Poales, Poaceae. Gene Ontology annotation, biological process: regulation of DNA-templated transcription. Gene Ontology annotation, molecular function: DNA binding; DNA-binding transcription factor activity.